AUGGCGAUUACAACAUCAGAAAGCAAUAACAACAAUCAAGCAACCCUGGAGCAGAUUAUGCAACACAUUGAAACUCUGAGACAGAAGAACGAGAUUAUCAGAAAGCAAGCUGACGGUGAGCGAACCCAGUGGUUAGCGGAGAGCGAGAGACGACGAGUAGAAAUGGAAGUUGAACACGAAAGAUUAAGGAAAGAAAUGGCGGAGGCAAGACAGCGUUCAGACGAAUCGAUGCGUCAACAGGAACAAUUGCAUAAAAGUAACGAAGAACUACGAGCUUGGAUGCGGGAGCGUAGCAAUUUUAGAGACUCCAAUAUCAGUCGAAGAGGGGCAGAGCAGGAUGAAAAUCACCCAUUGGCCAGGGUGAUCAUGGAGGAGGCAAUCCCACCCCAUUUCCUUAUCCCUAAAGUAUCUCCUUUCACCGGUGAGGGUGAUCCGGAAGCACACCUGAAAGCUUUCCGAGCACAAAUGUUGAUAUCGGGUGGAAGUGAUGUAGUGCGUUGCAAAAUGUUUGUGGGAACAUUCUCGGGCUCAGCACUGAAGUGGUUCGGCAAGCUACCCAACGCCGCCAUCCCUUCUUUCCCUGUUUUUUCCCGCCUCUUCCUAGAAAGGUUUGCGGUAAAUCGUCCAAAACAGCUACAAAUCGCAGAUAUGUUCGAUAUGAAACAACAACAGGAGGAGUCACUGAAACAGUUCCUUAACCGGUUCUGUGACGUUAGCAUGGGGCUCACGAAUCCGAGCAAAGAGAUGUUGGUGGGAGCCUUUGUGAAGGGGUUACGAGCAAAUCCUUUCAGCAAAUCCUUAAUUCGAGCACCAGCCACUACUCUGGCGGAAGUAAGGAACCGAGCCACCAUUUACAUAGAAACCGAGGAAGCAAUGCAGAGGAAGAGAUUGGAAGAAAGGCGACCUCCCCCACAGGAGUAUAAGGGAAAGGAUAUUCGUCGACAAGUAUUGGAAACAUCCUCUCCCCAUAAAAGAGCCAGUCGCAAGUUCACACCAUACAAUCCACCUCGUCCGUUCGACAAGAAGAUAACUAAGCCUAUGUGCCCCUAG
This is a messenger RNA of Vigna unguiculata (cowpea), 1050 nucleotides long. The record is from RefSeq and is a predicted model, not a curated record. Lineage: Eukaryota; Viridiplantae; Streptophyta; Magnoliopsida; Fabales; Fabaceae.